Molecule: messenger RNA, 1138 nt
Organism: Dentiscutata erythropus
Lineage: Eukaryota; Fungi; Glomeromycota; Glomeromycetes; Diversisporales; Gigasporaceae
Source: the annotation of a GenBank genome assembly
AUGAGCAACCUCAACAAAUUAUUUUCAAAAAAAAGUUCCUCUUCUCGUUCCACUUCACAUCCCUUCACAAGUUCUUCCUCUUCUCGUCCCACUUUGCAUCCCUCUACAAGUUCGAAUCAAGCCACAACAGAAAUUUUAAAUAGAAUACUUUCGCAACAAAAUUCGUUUCAAAAAAGUAUGGAGGUACUUCUUAAAAAUCAAGAAACUAUACAAGAAGAUAUUAAAAAAAUUAGGGAAGAAAUUGCUAUUCUCUCAUAUGACAAAGACAAUUUAAAUGCUAUAAUUUCUGAUACAAUAAAAGACUUGAUGAAAAAAAAAAUAUAUCCAAAUCCUGCUGAAAUGAAAGCUGCAAUUACAUUUUUUUUUAAAAAAACUGAUGAUGAAUUUUUUUCAACCUUCAGUAAUACUGGAUGGAAUAAUUACUAUAACAAAAAAAUACGAAAGAAUUUAACUGAAAAACUGCGAAGUCAACGUAGUACAGCAUGUUCGCAAGUAAAAACUGCUAUCUUCAAAGUUUUUGCAAACAAGGGCUUACCUCCUAUAAACAAUACUGCAAAAGCCACCGAGAUUACCAUGUGGAAAAAGAAGCCAGUUGUAUUAAGGUGUUUUAAAAAUUUAUUUACAGAAAUUAAUGGAAAUGCAGAAGAAUCUGAAACAUAUAUGGAGAGAAUCAUAAAGGAUGCAUGGCCUAAAAAAAAAAAUUUAUCUGAUCAACAAAUUUCCUGGGCGAUAUUAAUAACCGAAAUCUUUCUUGAUCCUAAGAAUGAAUAUAUAAAAAUAACUGAAGAAACAAUAUUACCAAUUCUUGAAAAAAAUAAAGAAAAAAUCAAAAAUAAAGAAAUUUUUAAAUAUUCUCCUCAAUCUUCUACUCCCGGAUCUCCUGCUCCCGCUCUUGAAAGUUCUCCUGUUCUUGAAAAUUCUUCUGCUCUUGAAAGUUCUCCUGCUUCCGAAAGUUCUCCUGCUCCUGAAAGUUCUCCUGCUCUUGCUUCCGCUCCUACUUCCGCUCCUGAAAAUUCUUCUGCUUUUGUUCCCACUUUUAAAAAUUCUUUUGCUCUUGCUUUAGUUCCUGAAAGAUUUUUUACUUCUGAAAGAUUUGAAAAAUCUCAAUCUCUAUCUGAAGAGCCUCCAGAAUUAGAAG